Formica exsecta is the source of this 4766-nucleotide messenger RNA. RefSeq names its product sex-lethal homolog. The transcript has 6 exons. Gene Ontology annotation, molecular function: poly(U) RNA binding; mRNA 3'-UTR binding; poly(A) binding. NCBI's taxonomy places the organism in Eukaryota, Metazoa, Arthropoda, Insecta, Hymenoptera, Formicidae. The record is from RefSeq and is a predicted model, not a curated record. Bases 1044 to 2195 code for a protein of 383 amino acids. Gene Ontology annotation, cellular component: ribonucleoprotein complex; cytosol; nucleus.
UAUUUAAUUAUAUAUUCUCGAUGUGUGUAAAAUACACAUAUGUACAAGCGGUUUUUAAAAAGAAAUCGUUGCUUUAAAAACGAUGAUAAUAAGGCAGCUACAAUAUACUCGGCCUCUAUAUAGCCCUGCUCUCAAGCUACCACAUAUCUAUAAUCCUAAUUUAUUUAUUGGCACAUAAUAAAAUUUUUUAUCAAAAAGACUGAACUGAUAUUAAUCGAAAGUGAUUCAGGGCCCCCCGGAGGAUACGUCUAUGGGUUAACCCAACCUUCACGACAUCAUGGCGUCCGAUUAUAAUGCAGUAUAAUCCAAAGCGCGUGGAUAAUCGAGCCGUUCGCUGAUCGAGUUCGUCUCGCGCGGAAUCGCGAGUGCAAGAGUGUGUAUACCGUUCGCGUUCGGUAUCGAACUCCUGGUGAACUGAAUCCCGCUAGAGUGUCUUACAAGCCCGCUAAAGCGAUAACCUAAUUUAUACAUAUCCAUAUAUAAUCGCUCCGUUGCAUCGCGAUUUGCAACGUUACGGUAGAGCAUCGUCGUAGCCAUCUUUUUUUCGCGGAUAUAUAACGCCGUCGUUGGCAACGAACUUUUGCGACUGACCAAGUUUUUCAACUGACCGGGCGAUUAUAUAUAUAAUUUGUUACAUAUAUAUAUAUAUAUACACACAGUCAUAGCAAUAGUCAUUAUAUAUCGCUUCCGCGGCUUGUGUAUUCGUGAAAUGAGCCGUGACAGCGAUCGAGAGGCGACCUCGUGAAGUCGCUAUAGGGAUCGCCGUGGCAAGUUCGACUCAAUCGAUACUAGGUCCAGGUAUGCGCCGGGACGGCCCGAGACGCAUAAAUGCGCCCGGAAUCAGAACGCGGAGCAGCUGAACUUUCAAGGCCGGUCUGGCAUCAAUACAUAUAUAUUGCACAUUUAUUUUCUAUUUAUUUUGUGACUGCUUAGAGAGAAAGAGAGAGAGAGAGAGAGAAAGAUGAGAGCGUUCGAAAGCGCAGGCUGGCCUACGAGCGGGGAAGACGUAGUAAUGGAUUUGUUUAUAUUUUUUGUAUUUGCCGAUGAUCCCGUCGACGGUUGUUUCACUGGACGGUACCAGUUGGAGUAUACAACAGCAACCGCAAGCCCAAUUGUUGGUGAUCGCGCAACAGCAGCAGCAGCAACAGCAACGUCAACUGCAGCGAAAUCAGAUCGUCUCGUCGAAUCAGGCAUCGUCGUCGGGAGGUGACCUGCAACAGCCACAGUGCCACAAAAUGACCGAUCAACGAGAGCAGCAGCAGCAGCAGCAGCCGCAAUCUCAAGCUCAGCAACAACAGCAGCAGCAGCAGCAGCACCACCAAACCAAAAGCCAUGAAGAACCGCGAACGAAUCUGAUCAUCAAUUACCUUCCGCAAAACAUGAACGAGAAGGAGCUGUACAGUCUGUUUGUGACGAUCGGUCCGGUCGAGUCCUGUCGAGUCAUGAAGGAUUACAAGACUGGUUACAGUUACGGCUUUGGUUUUGUGAAUUAUGCAAAAGCUGAGGAUGCCGCGACGGCGAUAAGCACAUUAAACGGGCUUCAAGUGCAAAAUAAACGUUUGAAAGUGUCUUUCGCUCGUCCUUCUGGAGAAGAAAUUAAGGAAACUAAUCUUUACGUUACGAAUUUACCAAGAAAUAUAACGGAAAGUCAGAUCGACGAAAUUUUCAGCAAAUUCGGCAAUAUUGUGCAGAAAAAUAUAUUGAAGGAUAAACUCACCGGUUUACCGAGAGGGGUAGCGUUUGUGAGAUUCGAUAAAAGGGAGGAAGCUCAGGAGGCUAUUGCACAACUUCACGGUACAAUACCGGAGGGUGGAUCGGAGCCACUUAGCGUAAAAAUCGCGGAGGAACACGGGAAACAAAAGGCGGCGUAUUACGCGGGCUGGCAAGCCGGAUACAAUCAAAGCCGCGGAACGAGCGGAGUCGGGGUCGGCGGGGGACGUGCCCGCAGCAUCGGAGGCCCGCCAGGGAUGGGUGUCAGCGGCGGUGGCGGUAGCGGUCCAGGGAUGCUGGGCCGGGCGGGCGGAUUCGGGCCGCGCAGCGGACCCCACGGCGGCUUCCUCGGCGGGGGUGGCAGUGGUGGCGGCGGCCCGGGUGUUAUGCGAAUGGAGAAGAUACACCCGCAUCGGUUCAAUCCGAUUGGCAUGGGUGGUGGCGGCGGCGGCGGUGGCGGCUACGUGCAGUCGCACUUCUGGUGACCGUCGCGACAUCGGGACGAUGACGGCGACGACGACGAGGACGACGAGGACAUCCGUGGCGGCAUCACGACGCCGAUCACUGGCUGAAGUCGUCCUUCUCGUUCGAAAUAAAUCCACGGGAAUUACCGUUUAUAACGAAAACUGUUGAGAACUGGGGAAAGAGGAGGUAGGUCGAGUAAAACCGGGUUGGGCCAGUUAAAUCAAGUACCUAUUUAUCUACGUGAUGGCGCACGAGAAGGUAAUUCGAUGUUAAUAUCAAUGUUAAUAACAGUUUUUUCAUCAAUACUCAAAGAGUCAAAUAUUUUACGCUCUACAUUUGAGCAAUUAUAUUAUUGUAUCAUUUAUUUUAGCAUGUUGGAUAUUGCAUAAUAUUUCCUGUUUCAAGGAUUGAUAAUAAAUUUAGUUUUUACAUUAUUAUUAAUAUAACAAUAAAAUUGUUAUUAGCAAUACACUAAGAUCGAGCUACUUCUUUGCGAGACAUUCUAUAUUUUCGUGAUAAUUGGAAAAUGAUUGAAUGAUGAUAGUUUUAUUAAAUUUCGGACAGGGUACUAUACGCUUUUGAUUUAUUCGUUUUUAAAACGUUAAACUUAUCGCAGUGACAAGCAAGAACUCGAAUUAAAGAUUUUUCCCGGUUUUAUUCUAUUUCUACCUCGUGCAAUCGUGUAGCUUGAGAGAAAGAGGAAUCUAUAUUGUGUUUAGCGUAUCUAGCGCUAACAAUAAGAAUAAUUAAAGUUUUUCCAAUUACGACAAUAUCGAUGAUUUAAAUUUCAAUGUGAAUCUAUUCCGAAACGUACAGUUGACAUUGCUCGCUAAUUAUAUGAAACAUGAUAAAUUCUCCAAGUUAAUAUUUGAUUUUGUAAUAUUAAAAUCAUUAUAGAAUAUUAAUAUUGUAAUAUUAAAUCAUUAUAUUCUAAGUUCGUAAUAAUAUAAAUUAUUCUAAUUUACAUUAUACGCGUUACUCUCUCUUUCUCUCUCUCUCUCUCUCUCUCUCUAGUUUCACGAUCGUUCGAAUGUUGAUUUAUGUAAAAGUAGGUCGUUCCAAUUUGUCAGGAUGUUCGGCUUAUAUAUUACUAUAUAAUAAGAUAAGCGUUUUAAACAUCAAUUCUCCGGUAAGCUUACGAUCCUGAAGGAUCCUAACGAGUUCCGGCAAAUCGCGUUGUGCAGAAAAACUAUAAGAAUUUUACGUAUUGUUGUAAAUUUCAUUUUUUUUUAAUGGUUCUAACUUGAAACUUUACGAGACGUUUCAUCAUAAGAAUGUUUUAUCAUAAAUCAGGGGGAUUUCUGGAGGACAAUUUCCCGUUCGACGCGGCUGUGGAUAUCAGUGGCAUUCUGCGGCGAACGAAAAUUUGUACAUUUGUGAGAUACGUUUUUCUUUCUUUUUUUUUAUAAGAUAGACGCACCUCUCGAUUACAUAAAGUCCUUUCAGGAAAAUCCAAUACCUGUAAGUGAAUUAUUAUAUGCCUAAUGUGACAUAUAUAUAUAUAUAUACAUAUAUACACAUACAUAUAUUAUAUAUAUAUGUAUGUAUGUAUAUAUAUGUAUAUAUAUAUAUGUAUAUAUAGACUUGCUAUAUAAAAAGGAUGGAAGGUAAAUGCCAAACUUGAAGUUUCGAAACGUACUCCAUUUGACUAAAUAAAAAAUAUAUUUAUAAUAUUAUAGUGUGAAUAAAAAAAAUAUGACAACUUAAAAUUUUUAUUAUAAAAAUGUUAUUUUUAUUUGAAAAUUAUAAUAUAAAUUUUGACAAUCAAAUUCCCAGAUCUCCAUUUUAAUAUUAAUUAUAUAUUUUAAUGUUAAUAUUAGUCUAUUUUAGGUAUUGGAUCUUCUAAAGAUAGACAUACAUCGCGACCUAUGAUCGAAUUCCCAAUCGCUUCAGUUUGUCACUAGACGAAGAAUACGCGAUUCGAACGUGCCGUAGUUAAUUUAGAUUAAGCGAAUUUUAAGCACGUGUCGCGCGCGGAAGAACAGGGUGAAUGUAAUUUAUUUUAAUAUUUGAGAGCAGUAUUAGAGCGAGAUCGCGUAUUCUUUCGCAAUUCUGUAGACGAACUUUCGACACACGUCGCAUGGUGUAUUUUAUUUCAUUCAAUCCUCCAGUGACGUUUUACGUGAUUCGUAAAUAUAGUUGCUGAAGAGAGGAGAAGGAGAGAGUGAGAAAAAAUAUUUUAAAAUAUUUAUGUAAAGCCGUAAAAAUAAUUUGGAAUAAACAUCAUUAGCAACUAUAUAUUAGCUUUUGUUAAUUGAUCGUAUAUUUAUAUCUCUCAAUUUCUAUUAAUUAUUUCUAAUUAAUUUUGAUAUUUAUAUAGUAAAACAUAUGUUCUCGGAUUUGAUAUGAAAAUUUUGUACGUGCAUGUACUUAAGAUCUGAUUGAUGAGCGUAGAAAAUUAAUACAAGUGUAUCUCGAGGAGCGUUUGAUUUUUUUUUAACAAUUGAUCACCAUCGCCGUCAUUCUCGUCAGUGAUGUACAUAGACGUGUAGGAAGACUCGACACUAACGCGACCUUAUAGACAAUGAGACUGAUUUUUUAUAGAGGACAAAUUUUAAGCAAGUACAUACGUUGUAUACGUUGGAGUCGCG